Molecule: messenger RNA, 3983 nt
Organism: Tyto alba (common barn owl)
Lineage: Eukaryota; Metazoa; Chordata; Aves; Strigiformes; Tytonidae
Product: kinesin-like protein KIF20A
Exons: 18
Coding region: 1-2502 (833 amino acids)
Biological process (GO): mitotic spindle assembly; microtubule-based movement
Cellular component (GO): nucleus; spindle microtubule
Molecular function (GO): microtubule binding; ATP binding; plus-end-directed microtubule motor activity
Source: RefSeq, a predicted model, not a curated record
AUGGAUAAUGAGGGGAGAAACAAUGUUUCUGCAGAAGUAUCUGAUACGUUGGAAUCAGUUUCUUUUCCCAACCUAUGGGGUAAACCCUCACCUAUGGAGUCAACAAUGUUGCCUAACGCAGAGGAACAGGAGGCAUAUCAACCUUUGAAAGUCUUCUUGAGAGUGAGACCCUUUUCUGUAGCAGAGAUUGAAACCCAUGAAUCUCAGGGUUGUGUAACUAUUGAAGAUUCCCAGACAGUAAUUCUUCAUGCACCCAAAGAGUCUCCUGCAAUGAAAAACAGUGAAAGAGGGAUUGGUCAUUCUGUGCAUAAGUUCACCUUUUCUCGGGUCUUUGGACCAGAAACUACUCAGAGUGAAUUUUUUGAAGGCUCAGUGAAAGAGAUUGUAAGAGCAUAUGUUAAUGGAGUGAAUGGACUGGUGUUUACUUAUGGGGUUACAAAUGCAGGAAAGACAUUCACUAUCCAAGGGACUUCAAAAGAUUUUGGUGUUUUACCUCGUUCACUUGAUGUGAUUUUUAACCACAUAAGGGGAAGACAUUACCUGAAGAUGAACUUCAAACCAUAUUUGAGCAACGAUGUUAAGAAACUAGAAGAUGCACAAGUUAAGCAAGAAGAAGCCAUAAAAACUGCUGUUCUUGCAUCACUGAAAGAGGACACAGAAAACAUCUCAAAUACUACUACAAAUAUAUGCAAUGUGGAGUUGGAUUCUUCCAAGUGUACUUCAAAAAUUCUUCCUUCUGAUUCACUAGCAGAAAAGGACUUUGUUCCUCUUGAUAUAUCUAGGACUAAUAUACACCAAGGAACACAAGCAUCUGUGUGGAUUUCCUUUUGUGAAAUUUAUAAUGAAUAUGUCUAUGACCUAUUAAAUGUAUUAUCUACAUCAAAAACUCAAAAACGCAGAGUCUUAAGAAUUUGUGAGGAUCAAGGAGGAAAUUCUUAUAUUAAAGAUUUAAAGUGGAUUAACAUUCAGAGCACUGAAGAAGCCUGCAAAAUACUAAAAAUAGGAAACAAGAACCGAAGCUUUGCUUGUACUAGAAUGAAUGGCCAAUCAAGUAGGAGUCACAGCAUAUUUUCAAUCAGGCUACUAAAGCUAACUGAUGAGCAUCAUCCACGUCUUCUUGGAGUGUCAGAGUUGUCUUUCUGUGACUUGGCUGGAUCAGAGAGGUGUAAUAAAACACAAGCCUUUGGAGAUAGACUAAAAGAAGCAGGAAAUAUUAAUAAUUCUCUUCACAUCCUUGGAAAAUGCAUUGCAGCACUGAAACAAAAUCAAAAUCAGAAGAUGAAGCCAAGCUAUAUUCCAUUCAGAGAGAGCAAAUUGACUCGUCUGUUUCAGCCGUUCUUUUGUGGAAAAGGCAAAGCUUGUAUGAUUGUAAACAUUAAUCAGCAUGCUUCCACAUAUGAUGAAACAGUACAUGUAAUGAAGUUUUCAGCUAUAGCCAAACAGGUAAUCCAGACAAUCUUACCCAAAAGUUUUGGUUAUUUUUCACCCAAGCUAAUUGGCGGCAAUGGCAAACCUAUUGUGCGCUUUGAUGCUAGCACAUCUGUAGAUGACUUUCCUGACAGUUCUGAAACCUCUGCAGAAGAGGAAGUGGACAUCACCAUUCUGAGUCAUGAGGAUCUCUUGAAAACUACAGAAAACCUAAGGGAGAAGCUAGUUGCAGAAAAGCAAAGUAAACUCCUCCUGGAGGUGAACAUACGUAGAGAGAUGGCAGAAGCAAUGUUCCAGCAGCUGUUGGAAACAGAGGAAGCCUGGAGCAACCGCUUGGAAGAUAUGAAAGACAGUUAUGAAGAAAAACUGGAGAGUAAAUUUGAAAUGUAUAAGGAGGCCAUCAAGAAACAUGCAUAUUUGUGUGCAAUGGAACAAAUCGAAGACCACUAUGUUACCAUAGAAGAAUUUCUAGCUGAGCAAGAGAAAGUUGAGGAAAGAGAGAGUAAAAUACUGCAAUUGGAAAGGCAACUUGAUGAACAGUCAGGGAGGCUGUUGGCUCUGGGAAGUCUGAAUUCAGCUAUACUGACUACUGAAAAUAACAUGGAACUAGAUCUGAUGAACAAGACGAUGAAGAGAGCUAAUGAAGGACUGCAGAAACAAUGCAAAGAGAAAGAAGAGCUGAUAAAAUCUCUGAAGUUUAAAAUACAGAAAUUAAAUGAAACCUUGCUAGAAGCUAAUGAAGGCUACAGAAAAACGGCAGAAGAGAACUGUCAACUGAAGCAUACAAUCAUGCUCAAGGAUCAAGAAAUUAAUAGUCUUCAGAACCGGGCUAAACGUGUUCUUGAGCUUGAAGAAACAGUGUCUUCCCUGCAAAAAGAACUUGAUGAACAGAAAAAACACUUCUCUCUAGAGGAGCCAAAACAACAGAAACCCAGGAGAGGUUUGUUGGCUAACCUGAAAUCCACAGUAGCAGCCACUGCUAGUCCACCCCUUGGUAAAGGCUGGGGGAAGUAUGAAGAUGCCUCACUCUCUUCAAGGAAACAAGUACUGCUGGCUCAUAAAGCAAAAGAAUAAUAUUUGAUUAAUCAAAGUGUGCAAUUACUGGGCUUCUUUAGCAAUCUUAAACUGUUGGUAGCUGUGUCUCACUCUUAGAUGCCUUCUUCACUGUCAUGUUAACUGACAGAAAAAAGUUGAAUAUGGAACUUUUUAAAAUGAAUCAGGGUUGAAUUUAGAGCUAUAGAAGUUUAGGUCUAAACUUGUGCUUUUACUGUUGUUAUAGGGAUGUGAUUUGAGAAAUAUAUAUAUCAUUUUAAUUCUUAAGUAACUGCUAUCAUGGUCUUCUAUACUGAUAAAUGUGUGAAUCAUACAAAGUGGGAUGUUCUUCAUCUGCUGUUUGUUACUUUUUAAAAUUAAGUAUUUAAUUCAAUUCUUGAUUCCUAGAAAUCAGAUGGCUUGUAAGCUUAAUCUUGAGUAGCUAAAAUAGCUUGGUUCUUCAGUUAAUAUCCUGGCUUUGACUUGGAGACUGCUGUCUUGGGACAUGAGGUCUUAUCUGGAUCCUUGCUAUUUUUCAGUUAACUUGGCUUUGUAAAGGAACUUGUUUGGAUUUCCACUAAGAAUAUGCAUUAAGCUUUGAAAAAAUCUAUUUAUAAUAAAAUUUUCCAUUGCUAAACUAAGUUCUGACUGUUCGUUUUAUAAAGGUGAGAAAAUCAGUGAAAUCAAGAUAAGGAAAGAUCAUAAACUUAGAGGCCAAAUGAUCACAGUGGCUGACAUACGAUGAUCUUGAGUUGAAAGAAUCACAGCCCUGAUUAUAUUACUUACCUCUAUAUAGGAACUCAAGGAACAAAUACUGAAAAAAUUUGAAAUAGCUUAGAGCCAUUUCAGUCAGUGAGGGUGAGAGUUUUUUCUAACUACCGUGAAGGUAUCAUGCCUGUAAGUGCUGGAGGAUUGCUUUAGAGCAAGGCAGAAUCCAUAAGUAAUUUGUGUUAAUCUGUCCCUGUAAUGCUGUUUCUCACAGUGGAAGGGGACCCAGUUCAGAGCAAGAACUUCACCCUCCCUGAGGAGACACUAGGUGCUGCAGCCUUCCUGUGUGACACUGAGGACAGCCCUUCUCUGGUGUGACAGUUCUUGCUGGCUCUUUUGAGUUUUGGGUUUGUCUGUGCAAAUGCAGUGAUAAGCAAUCCCUCUGUCUUUAACUGGGCUGCAGAUGUAGCACUUGAGCCAGUGCUGCUCUCAUGCUUUGAGCUGUUCCUGUUAAACUACAGGAGCCAGAUAACCUGUAUUUAAAAGACCUAUAAUCCAUUCAGGGUAGAAUUUCUAAACUAUUGUUCUACUCCCACACAAACUAUUCCAGCUAUUAAAAAAAAAAUCUUGGUGUAGUGAUACAAUACACUGAGUGUUGAUCCCUUGAAUAAGAAAGUUGUUCUCUAACAGCAAUAUUCAAGGAGUUAAAAAGGAAAAUCAUCAGAAAGUCUAAUGCUAGAAACUUUCUACAGUAGCCUUUCUACAGUACCAUUUCAAAAGAUCUAGUGCUACACCUUGACAGUUUGUGACUUGUC